Messenger RNA from Phalaenopsis equestris, 391 nucleotides. Its product is annotated as dehydration-responsive element-binding protein 1G-like. Gene Ontology annotation, molecular function: DNA-binding transcription factor activity. Lineage: Eukaryota; Viridiplantae; Streptophyta; Magnoliopsida; Asparagales; Orchidaceae. The record is from RefSeq and is a predicted model, not a curated record. The transcript has a single exon. The coding region runs from base 8 to 391 and encodes 127 amino acids.
CGCCGUCAUGGCCGCACGCGCCCACGAUGUCGCCGCACUCGCCCUCCGCGGCCGACAAGCCUGUCUCAAUUUCGCCGACUCCGCUCGCCUCCAUAUUCCCCCCGCCCCCGCCAGCCCCCGUUCCAUACAACGCGCAGCAGCUAUAGCAGCAGAGGCCUUCCGCCCCGCGCCGGGUCAAGAGCAGCAGGAGGAAGCGCCUCCUUCGGGCCAGCCCUGCAUGGAGGUCGAGAGUGUCGCGGCACAUGACGGGUUUAUUGAUUUGAUGGAUUUCGACGAGUAUUGCUACGCAGAUGAGUUGUGUAUGGACUCGACCAUGUACUUUCAGACGGGGUUCGGUUGGGACGACGGUGAGUGGCGCGGCGACGUGCCGCUAUGGAGUCACUCAAUUUGA